Molecule: messenger RNA, 411 nt
Organism: Fusarium pseudograminearum CS3096
Lineage: Eukaryota; Fungi; Ascomycota; Sordariomycetes; Hypocreales; Nectriaceae
Exons: 1
Coding region: 1-411 (136 amino acids)
Biological process (GO): proteolysis
Molecular function (GO): serine-type endopeptidase activity
Source: RefSeq, a predicted model, not a curated record
AUGGGGAUGGGCCAGAACGUCGAGGUGGUGUGCUGUGCAUUCAUGCAGCAGAUGGCACUAGGAAUGAGUAACAUGAACCCUUCACCUCUCGUGAACAAGUACAACUUUGCCACGCUCGGCGUUGCCGUUCCAUUACGAUGGAAUGGGGCCGAUGUGUGGAAGUCCGGGACAUCGUUUGCAGUACCCAUUGCUGUAGGUAUUGCUGCAACCGUCCUUGAACUUGCUCAGCACAAAUGCACCAAGCACGGUCCACGCAAGCUCAGAGCCUUGUACCAAAAACAGGGCAUGGAAGCAAUAUUUCAGGGAAUGGCUACAACAAGGGAUGGUUACGAUUUUGUUUUUCCGGGCGGUCAUUGGGCUACACAAACAGAAGCUUUGAGCAUGAUUGACAAGAUUAUGAGUUAUCUCUGA